AUGUCUGCCUUUGCCUCCUUGCCCGAGAUCCUCCAGCCCAAGGAGGAAGAUAUCCAAAUGAUGUUGUCUGCGGGUGUCCACACUGGAACCCGCAACUCCGACUCCAAUAUGCAGGAAUAUAUCUGGCGCCGCCGUAACGAUGGUGUGCACAUUCUCAAUAUUGGCAAAACCUGGGAAAAGCUCGUUCUCGCCGCUCGUGUGAUUGUUGCCAUUGAAAAUCCUGAGGAUGUCAUUGCCAUUUCUGCCCGUCCCUACGGUAUGCGUGCCGUCCUCAAGUUCGCCAACUACACCGGCGCCCAGGCUGUGGCCGGACGAUGGACUCCGGGUACUUUCACCAAUCAGAUCACCAAGCAGUUCAAGGAACCCCGCCUUUUGAUCAUCACCGAUCCCCGUACGGAUAGCCAAGCCGUCAAGGAAGCGUCUUACGUAAACAUUCCAGUAAUUGCUUUUUGCGAUUCCGACUCUCCUCUCCAGUACGUUGAUGUUGCCAUCCCGGCCAACAACAAGGGAAAGUACUCCAUUGGCCUUCUGUACUGGCUCUUGGCUCGUGAAGUCCUGCGACUCCGUGGAUCCAUCAGUCGCAAUGAAUGGGAAGUUCCGGUUGACCUUUUCUUCCACCGUGAUCCCGAGGAGCUCAAGAAGAACGAAGAGGAACAAGCU
Molecule: messenger RNA, 660 nt
Organism: Phaeodactylum tricornutum CCAP 1055/1
Lineage: Eukaryota; Bacillariophyta; Bacillariophyceae; Surirellales; Neidiaceae
Exons: 1
Biological process (GO): ribosomal small subunit assembly; cytoplasmic translation
Cellular component (GO): 90S preribosome; ribosome; cytosolic small ribosomal subunit
Molecular function (GO): structural constituent of ribosome
Source: RefSeq, a predicted model, not a curated record